AUGUAAUAUUAUGGUUAACUAAUAAUUGGGCCUGCAGGAAGUGGAAAAACUUCUUAUUGUAAUAUUUUGCAAGAAGGUUCUUUUAAAAGGAACAUUGAAGUGGUCAAUUUAGACCCUGCUGUUGAUUUUAUUCCAUAUAAAUGUGCAGUUGAUAUUAGAGAAUUAAUAUGUUUGAGUGAUGUGAUGGAAGAACUUGGGUAUGGUCCAAAUGGUGGUUUAGUCUAUUGCAUGGAAUAUUUAUUAUAAAAUUGGAAUUGGAAGUAGGAAUAAUUAAACAAUAUUGCUUAAGAUGACUAUGUUUUAUUUGAUUGUCCAGGUUAAAUAGAAUUAUAUUCACAUAUUGAUAUGAUGAGAAAAUUAACAUAAUUUUUAGUAUAUUCUGGAUUUUCAAUUAGUUCUGUUUAUUUGGUUGACAUUAACUUUAUUGAAGAUGAUGCUAAAUUUUUAUCUGGCCUUUUAAUCGCUUUGUCGGCAUCAAUGACUUUGGAAUUGCCUGCCUUUACUGUACUUUAAAGUGUGACCUUAUUUAAGACAAAAAGAAAUUAAGAGAUAUAUAAAGCUUCAUAAAUUCAACUAAUAAAGUGAGUAUGCAAACUAGUAUGAAUUCUCAAAAUCCUUUAAAAUUUUACUUAAAAGAUAAGUGAGUUGGUUACUAAUAUAGGGAUUGGAAGACUUCUGUAUUUAGAUAUUAGUGAUGAUGAAAGCAUUGACAAUUUAUUAGGAGAAAUUGAUUAUGCAAUCUAAUUUGGAGAUAAUUUAGAACGUGAUGAUAAAUCAUAUGAUCACCCUGAACAAUAAUUAUGA
Paramecium primaurelia is the source of this 804-nucleotide messenger RNA. The record is from the annotation of a GenBank genome assembly. NCBI's taxonomy places the organism in Eukaryota, Ciliophora, Oligohymenophorea, Peniculida, Parameciidae.